CAUCACGCCGACGCGCGCCUGGAACCGCGCAACCAACCAACGGAAACUAACGCGUGGGUCUUCGCCGAAACGCGCCGGGAAUUCAAAUUUAAACACUCGCGCGCGCGCUAAUGGUACCCGGUGCGGUGGUUCCCUUUCUUCUAAACGUGUGUUUUUUUUGUUUUAAUUUUCUUUCGGGUGCUUGUUUGCGUUACGGACCAUUAGCUGGUCCCCCGUUCGGCAACGGUUGUGAGCACGCGGCCUCCUUUAAUUAGCGUGAACUCGGGUUAUCCCUCGAUUGCGUAUCCACGUGCGAUCCCCCUUGGGGUCCCUUUGGGGUCCGGUCUCAACACGGUCCCCGGUGGCGAGAUGCAACUGGCAGCUGUUCCGAUUUUAUGGUUCACGACGUCGUUCCGCGAUCACCGAUCUCGCUUCCGUCGCCGGUGCGAUGGAUCCCUUGGGCGUGCCCCGCGAUAGUGCGAUCGUGUCCGUCCGUGGCCGUGGGUAGCUCCUCGCGCAUCCUGUCCACCAGACCACCUGCCCGAGCGUGCCCAGGAGCGAGAAAAACGCGAUGCGUUCGCUCCAGCGAACGGGCGAACGUGCGGCUAAACUGCGUGCCGGUGUCGGCGUGAGUGCUACCAUAAAUAAAAUUAGAGCAUAAUCAAGCAGGAUCGAAAAGUAACGAUCUCGUGCGGUCUGUGUGUGUGUGUGAGUGUGUGCGCUUGAGUGUAUUCGCUCCAUCGGAGUAGGCCCAAAAAAAAAAGGAGCAAAAGAAAAAGAAAACAGUGAGGCGGAAAAAUAGUUCGAGUCGUAUCGGAAUUUCGAAAGAUCAAAGUGCUAAAAGCGGAUCGUUCGGAUCCCAAAGUGACAAAGGAGUGCGUGUGUGUGUGCAUUGGUGAGGUGCGGAGUGUGUGGGCGUUAGAAGCAGGCGAAAAAGAAAAAAAAGAAAGGAAAAUGUCACCCCCGGACCGGGAUGCGCCCGGGUGCGGCUCGUUAAAAUCCGAUCCAUCACGGUUGAAGAUGUAUCGAUGUCACAAGCGGCUCGAUUUACAGCAGCAGCACCACAAAUGCAAAAGCUGGCGAAGAACGUUCCGAGCGCACGAGCGUGCGGCCGAGCCGAUGCUCACCGUGGCGUCUUCCUGUGGCUUGCGGCUGGUGCAACCCGACCCGGUGCGAUCUGACGAUCCGCGGCCACGCAGCCGGUUGUGGCUGCCAGGACGCCCGGGCGUCUCGCGACAGCUAUUCUGGACCGCGGCGUUGCUCCUGUGCGCGGGAUUAUGUACAAAAACCGGAUGUGACGACACGGAGCAGUUCCAGAAAAACAGAAAAUUUACACCAACUACCGCCACGGUUGACACGAUUCCAGCACGCAUUGUAUGGGCUGCGAUAGAUCACGAUGCGGAGCUACCGUGCGACAUCACGGCACCGGCGGCGCAGGACGGCGUCAAGUUGGUCCUGUGGUUCAAGGAUUCCACCGGAAUUCCGCUGUACAGCUUGGACUCGCGCAGCGGCGUACCGAUCUCGGCCGCCCAGCACUCCACCAUCGCGAACGAUCUGGGUCAGCGGUUGUUUUUCUCCGUCGGAGCGACGCCAAAGGAGGCCCGCCUGCAGAUUCGCAACAUCAAAACAUCCGACGGGGGCGUCUACCGGUGCCGGGUGGACUACUUCAACUCACCCACGCGAAACUACCGAGUCAAUUUGACGCUAGCCGUUCCACCUGAAGAACCACGGAUAUUCGACGCGCAGGGUAAGGAGAUUUCAACCGUCGCUGGACCGUUUCGAGAGGGACACGAGCUUUUUCUUUCCUGCCAAGUAUCCGGCGGACGUCCCCCGCCGCGGGUCACGUGGUGGCGAGAUGGCGUAGAAAUUUCCAGCACCAGCCAUCCAUCCGCCGUCGAGGGCACCUCAGCCAUGGUUAAUCAACUAUUCAUCAGUACCGUCUCGAGGGACUUUUUCGGCUCGAAACUGCAGUGCCGUGCAGCCGGCUCCAAGCUCGUCCCGGCCGUGUCGAAGGAGGUCUCCAUCCAAGUACACCUGAAACCGUUACGAGUGAAAAUCAUUUCCCCGAACGAGCUGCUGACAGCGGGUCGCCCGAUUCCAAUUAGAUGCGAGGCGUGGGGUUCCUUUCCGGCGGCCAAAAUCGUGUGGCUGCUCGAUGGCGAACCGCUGCGUAGCGCCGACAUCACCGUGCACACGGACAGCAACGAUUCCAAUCUGACCUCCAGCAUACUGACCCUUCGCGUGACGGCGGAAAACGAUGGGGCCGAGCUGGCGUGCCGGGCUUCCAAUGCGUGGUUUUCGGGCGGCACUCUCGAGGACAAGCGCAUCAUAAGCGUUGCAUACGAACCCGUCGUGUCGGUGCAUCUCUCCAACGAGGAUCCGAGCCGGGUGAUAACGCGCGCCGAGGGUGAAAACGUUACGCUCAAAUGCCGGGCGGAUGCGAGACCACCGGUCACUUCCUUUUCCUGGUACAAAAACAACAUGAGAAUGUCCGGAGAAAAUGGAGAAACCUUGUACUUGACGCAGCUGGAGCGGGAAAGCGCCGGUUCGUACGCCUGUGCCGCAUCAAACACGGAAGGUGAAACGCGCAGUUCAUCUUUAACGCUCAAAAUACAGUUUGCACCACGCUGCAAACCGGGCACGGAGCAAACCUCGGUCGGGUCGCUGAACAUGCACUCGCUGCACGUCAAGUGUGAGGUAGAAGCCGACCCACCGGAUGGAGUGCGGUUUAGCUGGACGUACAACAACACGCGCAACGUUUCGCCCGUGCUGAACUCUCGCAUCAGCUCGCACGGACUCGUCAGCACCAUGACCUACCUGCCCCAGUCGGACUCGGAGCUGGUGACGCUGGCCUGCUGGGCGAUCAACAAUGUCGGCCGGCAAACGGUGCCCUGUCUGAUACAUAUUUUACCCGCAAAGAUUCCGGACACGCCCCGGAGCUGUGAGCUGCACAACGACACCGUGCUCGAGGUCGUGUGCCUGGCCGGUAGUGACGGUGGACUGCUGCAGUCGUUCUUGCUUGAGGUCGUCGGUGGUGCGGCACCUUCGGCGUACAAUCUGGACUACACCCGUGGCCCGCCCACGGAGAUCGAUAAUGAAAUUUCCACCAUGAACGAUCAGGCCACAUUAGCGCCAUUAUUUCGUAUCCAGGAGCAGGUACCGCAGUUUAAAUUGCACAGCUUAGAGCCGGGUCGGGACUAUCAGCUGCUGGUGUACGCUGUCAACGCAAAGGGCAAAAGUGAUCCACCGUUCGUUAUCGAUAAAGUGCGCGUCGGCUCGGCACUCGUGCCACCGUACGUUGAUGAAACCAUUAUCUCGGAAGAUCCAACACCGGCGGAAACGUCACACCAGGACAAGCAGAAGCAGCAGUCACAGAUGGUUAUGUUUGCCGCAGUGGCGGCCGCCGUAGGUGUCAUUAUAUCCUCCAUUAUCGUUGCCGGAUUCGUCGCGAUAUGCAGGCUCAAGCGACAGAAGCCACCCGAACCACAAGAAGUCCGGAAGCGCAUGCGACCGGCCCGAACCGAUGUGCCAUCGAUGUACGCCGAGGACGAUGUAUUCGAUGAUGAGUAUCAGCGCCAGCUGGAUGUACGCUGCAGCCGUGCCUCGUCCACCAUUAGGAGUAGUCGCUACGUAUCGGAAGGAUUUGUACAGUAUUCACAACCUAGUCUUAAUGUUUAUAUUGCAGAUCCCGAUCUGAUAUUGCCACGUGGUGGGGACAUCGAGUUCACCACACUAUCAGGAGCUUAACAUAAGCUGCCAACAGAGGACCGGGCUGCGGCAGAGUAAGGAAAUGGAACGCGUAGCGUAAGCUCACGCCACAUGCCCAUGGAAAGCAGCGCGAGAAAUUCGAGGCAUAUACAUAUUGCAGCAGCCGAAUAAUGCAACUUAUUAUUAAUCUAGUAGAGCGAAGAGUACGUUUUUAAACUUUAAAGUAAACAAAAACAUUACAUCUCACACUCACACGCAACACAUGAACACAAACAGGUAGACUAGGCGAGGUGGACAAGCGUAAAAUAAAAUGAAACAGGAUGAUGGCAGCGAAGCCGAUAAAAACCAAACAAACAAACAAACAAAAAACAUACAAAUCAAAAGUAGUUAAAGCAUACCAAAUGAACAAAGCAAAUGUAAACCAUGUUGAUGGUGUACGAUCGCCAAGCGGGAUCGUAUUGCAGAAGGACAUAUUUUAGUCGUUAUGGGCGACAAUGCAACUGAUUGGAGCGAAUUUCACGCGGUGUUCAACCGAUGGAGAUUCCACUGUAAACAUGUCGCAUGAAGAGAGUUUAUUAGGCAAUGUGUGGCGUGAAGAAAACGGUUUAAGUUAGGUUUUAACUUGUAAGUUCAUCAAGAUGACCUGGAAGUUGCGCGCAUUUGUACGAGAAGUGGCUAUCAGUUGACUUAGUUUACGUUAUUGUAUAAAAGCGUUAAGGUUUAGUGCUAAUGAAGGCGAGAAGAGUACAUCUGUAACGAUACACACAUCUGUAACGAUACACACAACUAGAAGGGCCAUGGUUGUUCGAAUAUAAACUGCAGUCCAGCCGGGUAGUAGCAAUUCAUAGCAAAGUCAUCAACCGGUGACUGUAGACGAGGUUGGGGAUUCAACUCAAGAUUGCAUCUCGAGAUUGUGCCAUUGCAAAACAAGCGCCCUCUCGUGAGGUGCAAAUCGAGGGAUUGCUAUUUGAAUCUACGAGUAAUAGGCAUUGGCAGGCGAUUCCCCGUGAACCCAACACACAUACGCCAUCGGAAACACGAUGAUUAGAUAAAUCACCGGAAUUUUAAGGAUGUACACAAGGAAACCAAAUGAUAAAACAUGACCACUGAUUGACCGUCGCUGCAAUACAGCCCGACCACCCGCGGCAGUGUUGAUAAGGACACAAGGUAUGUGCGAAAAAUCGUCAAUCCAAACCGAAACCAAAACUAUAACGAAGCAAAAAAAAACAGCAGUUUUCGAUGGAACAAACUACUAACAAUCAAACGAAUAAAGCAACCCUACAA
Messenger RNA from Anopheles nili, 4971 nucleotides. RefSeq names its product nephrin (gene side). Gene Ontology annotation, molecular function: protein binding. The record is from RefSeq and is a predicted model, not a curated record. Lineage: Eukaryota; Metazoa; Arthropoda; Insecta; Diptera; Culicidae. The transcript has 15 exons. The coding region runs from base 934 to 3726 and encodes 930 amino acids.